Alternaria triticimaculans is the source of this 657-nucleotide messenger RNA. RefSeq lists its product as uncharacterized. The coding region runs from base 1 to 657 and encodes 218 amino acids. The transcript is spliced from 2 exons. Lineage: Eukaryota; Fungi; Ascomycota; Dothideomycetes; Pleosporales; Pleosporaceae. The record is from RefSeq and is a predicted model, not a curated record.
AUGGGGAGACAUCCAUCUUCGGAUAUGCUCAUGCCGCCGCCGCCGUCCAGUAUGCAGCGCUCGAGUGUUUCACGUCGAUCUAAAGACGCACGACACGUCGGUACGGCUGAAGAGCAAGACGGGAGUGCGCAUCGAAAUGACGAUGAAGUGCCCGCUGAACUCGAGGAGGAAGAGGAAGAGGAAAACGGGAGUGCGCAUCGAAAUCACGAUGUAGUGCCCGUUGAACUCAGUGGUGAAGAAUCCCAGUUACCUGGCGUUCUUUCAUCAAGUAGGGUUGGGCGGCCGUCUUCUCAGGAAGAGAACCUGCCACCACAGCCAACCUCACCGUUGCCUGUGGUAGUUCAGGGGGUUGAUGAAGCUAGGCCACAAGAAUCUCUUGUCGUCGGCUUGGAUUCAGAAAUUGCGGAGGUAUUGGAGAAGCGCCUGGCCCAGGUGUUGAGUCAAGUGAAGAACUUGCGCGCCGAGGCGUCUGCGGAUCUCCGCGUGAUGUUUCGGAAGGGAGUGCAGUUGGCGAAUACCGAUCUAUCAGGGAUCGACCCUGCUAUUUUGGGAGAGGUGUGGGAAGACCUCGAGGCAGAGGACGCUGUAGGCAUGGUGGAGACGGACGAUCCAGAUAUCGCCGCGCUCUUUGACGAAGAGGAAGAGCCGAAAGAGUGA